Dovyalis caffra is the source of this 633-nucleotide messenger RNA. The record is from the annotation of a GenBank genome assembly. Lineage: Eukaryota; Viridiplantae; Streptophyta; Magnoliopsida; Malpighiales; Salicaceae.
AUGAUUGCUUGUUUUGUGGCUUUUGAAGCUGCACUUCAGCUUCAUUUACCUGGAAAAAGGGUUGAGGGUCCAAUUUCUCCCGAAGGGAACCAACCUGUUUACAAGGCAAAUGGCUUGGCGGCAUACAUAGUGACAUUGGUUACCUAUGCUAGCCUUUGGUGGUUUGGUAUAUUCAACCCUGCAGUUGUUUAUGAUCAUCUGGGUGAAACAUUCUCUGCCCUCAUUCUUGGAAGAUUUGUCUUCCUGUUUUUUCUUAUACGUAAAAAUACGGCAGCUGGAAUUUAUCUUUGUUGGGGAUUCUUGGUAUGGCUUCCAUGCGUUUAUACUUCCCCUGGCAUGUACCUAGUUAACCAUCCUGUGAACCUCGGAAUUCAGAUUGUGGCCUCAUACACUACGACAUCGGGGGAAACAAAGACAAGUCUCCUUUUAGCAUCAGGAUGUUUCUACCCUAUUUCUCUUUUGCAUUUCAAAGUCAUCCUUCUUUUUGAUCGAGCCAAGAGGAGCGACGACCGAUGUCGAUCCAAGUAUGGGAAGUACUGGAAGAGUGGAAGUUGUAUUGCAAGAAGGUUCCCUACCUCAUUAUUCCUGGAAUCUGCUGAGACUCUUCGCGCAUUAUAUAUCCCUUACCUCUAG